Molecule: messenger RNA, 2957 nt
Organism: Sphaeramia orbicularis (orbiculate cardinalfish)
Lineage: Eukaryota; Metazoa; Chordata; Actinopteri; Kurtiformes; Apogonidae
Gene: relb
Product: v-rel avian reticuloendotheliosis viral oncogene homolog B
Exons: 11
Coding region: 754-2454 (566 amino acids)
Biological process (GO): positive regulation of transcription by RNA polymerase II; innate immune response; non-canonical NF-kappaB signal transduction
Cellular component (GO): nucleus; cytoplasm
Molecular function (GO): DNA-binding transcription factor activity, RNA polymerase II-specific; RNA polymerase II cis-regulatory region sequence-specific DNA binding
Source: RefSeq, a predicted model, not a curated record
UCUCUGCGCCACCAGCAGGUGUCACUGCUGUGCUUCAUAAUCUAAUAUUUUAAGGCAGUCGGUGAAACGUGCACUGAGACUAUUGGUUCAGUUUCACGACUAUAAAUAUUCAUGACAAAUUUAGAAAUUCCCACUUCUCCGUCGUUCUAUCGGAAACGGGCUCCGGGAGACAUGAUGCAACCAAGAGAAACGUCCACACGUGAUUAAAACUCACGGGAAGAGGAUGGAGGCUCAUUUACAUAUUCACUUCUGCUGCUUUGCAUAGUGGUGAGGUCUUCGGGUUAUUAAUGGAAACAAAAGUAGUUUUUGGGGGGUCACGGGUCUCGUUUGGGUUGAAUAUUUAAUGCGAGUCAUAGCGGGCUCGUAAAAUUCUCGUACCUGUCCUCCCGUGGGGGUUUUUCCCGUUAAGGGAGGCGUCGUGACGCGCAGGGGAUUUCCACUCCCUCCGCCGCUGCGCACAAGGAGAGAGCGAGAGAGAGAGAGAGAGAGAGAGAGAGAGAGACGCACAAAACUACAGCAGCCUAAAGUUCACUCAUCAUUCUACACAUGGCCUCGGAUCCAACGAACUCCUCCUCGCGGGUCGGUUCACACAUCCACAGCCGGAGGGUACACUGAAGAUCCGCGUCCAGACCUGAUCCACCACCGGAACCAAAAGUUUCCAGCGACCAGAGCGCACCGCCAUUUAUCCUGUUGGACGGAGUUCAGGGGCUCCAGGCGGACAUCACUGUCUCCUUGAGGGACUCUUCAUAUGCGAUGAAAGACAUGGAUAUCUAUGAUAGUCAAGGGCUUUUUGUUUGUCCUGCAGAGCAGCCUCUCACAGACUUUGAACUUGUUGAAGAAGUUCUCCGACAGGAUGAUAUGUGGACUGUUGACCCCCUUCCCGGACCACCUCGUCCUCCUGCCAGCUUCCUGGUCGAGAAUCAUAGCCCAAACCACAGGAUGUCUCGGCAGACCUCCUCACCGCCGUCCCAGCAGCCUGUGCUGGUCCCAAGAGGCACUGGAUGCACACCAUCCUACAACUUUCACAACACUCCACCCUUGCAACCGUCUUGCAGUUCCAGGGAAAUGAGUUCAACUCCUUCUUCCAGGGAAUCCUCCUCGCGCCACGGUCGAGGCUCGUUGACCUCAAAGAGCUCCGCCGUCUGUAUCCAGUCUUCUCAGAAUCUGUCAAGCGCAGAGAUGCUGGAGCGGGUCCUGGAGAAGCCGACGCUGGUGGUAGUGGAGGAGCCCAAAGACAGAGGGAUGAGGUUUCGCUAUGAGUGCGAGGGGCGUUCGGCGGGCAGCAUCCUGGGGGCGUCUAGCACUGAUACCAACAAGACGCAGCCUACAAUAGAGAUUCAGGGUCCCAUUGACCACAUUAAGAAGAUCGCGGUCACCGUUUCCUUGGUGACCAAAGACCUUCCACACCGGCCUCAUCCCCACUGCCUUGUGGGUAAAGAUUGCCCUAAUGGGUCAGGAAUCUGCGUCGUCUCGUUGAAUCCUCAUAAUAACCGACGUCACAGUUUUUCCAACCUUGGUAUCCAGUGUGUGAGGAGGAAAGAACUGGAUGCUUCACUUCAGAAGAGGAGAAGCCAAAAUAUCGACCCCUUUAAAACUGGUCAUUCAAAGGGAAUUGAAGACAUGGACAUGAAUGCUGUGCGUCUCUGUUUUGAGAGUGAGCUUGAGUGGGAGGACGGCAAAAAGGACUCUCUGUACCCGGUGGUGUCCAAACCCAUUUAUGACAAAAAAGCCACAACUACAUCUCAGCUGAAGAUCACUCGAUUGAACCUGGACCGAGGCUCCUGCAUCGGAAAGACAGAGGUCUACAUGUUGUGUGACAAAGUGCAGAAAGACGACAUCGAGAUCGUCUUCAGGCGAGACUCGUGGAAAGCGAACGGGGAGUUUGCACAGACGGACGUGCAUCGACAGGUUGGCAUUGUGUUUAAGACUCCGCCCUAUCAGGACCAGAGCCUCACAGAGGAAGUGGAAGUGAGUCUCUGCCUGCGACGCAUCUCAGACCAGAUGGAGAGCGAGCCUGUUACCUUCACAUACCUGCCUCACAACCCAGAUCCUUAUGAGGUGAGGCGUAAAAGAAAGAUUAAGUCGGACAGAGAGAACCCUUGUGCGACAGAAGAGAGUGUUGCUGCCCCAGAGUCGUCUUUCCACUUUCCACAAACUCAACUUGGCAGUGAUGACAUGAGCCUCCUCACUCAGCUGCUAGAAACACCUGCACUCAUGGAAAUUUUUUCAGACACAAACAUCAUCUCUGCGAUGUCCUCUGGCUUCGACCAAGGGCCUGACGCCAACGCCACAUUUAUGGAUAUGAACUUUAACCAGAACCCUGGUCAGGACUUUACCCAGUACAGCGACUUGCAGUUUAACAGGCUGGUGACAGAGAACUGGAGCUCAGAGCCACAGGACGGUUCCUUCAACAUGGUUCAGGUGAAGAAAGAAGAUGACGAUCAUGACCUAUGAGGAAGAGUCAGUCAGGGUCAUAUACUGUCGUAUUCUUUAGUCAUGUUGGAAAUGUGCUUGUUGCUUUGUUGCCUGGAGUUAAAUGAAAAAAUCAGACCCAUCGCAUUGUUCUUCUGGUGAAUAUGAAACCCAUGUCAGAUGCAAGUUAGCUUAGCUUAGCAUAAUGACAGAGAACAGCCAUGGAUGUAAUACUAAGAUCUUAAUACAUCUACAGAAACAGCAGCUUUCUCUUUAAAAACUGAUAUAACAAUCAUACAUGAAGAGGAGACGGUCAGUUAAUCAGACAGUGUUGGCCAAAAAUUAACCAUAUUCAUUUUAUGACGAACCAGAUAAUUGUUGAAGUAAACGUCUAAGUUUAAGUAAUUAAUACCUGAACUGAUCUGGGUCACUGAACUGUAUUUUGAACUACUGCACUGGUCUACAAUUUUUUAUGAACUCUCAGUCUCAGAUAAAAAAAAAUGUGCUAAACCUUACAUUAAUAGGAUGAAUUGGAAAACAAAUGA